AUGGCCAUGUCUAGAUCGCCGCUUUGUAUAGCCUCGGGUGCCGGGAUAUCUGGUAUCAACAGUGCCUAUAGAUUGCAAACGGAAUUUCCGCAAGCUACGUUUGCCUAUCCAGGGGUUCGAUCAGACACAGACCUCUACAUGUAUGGCCUUAAGUGGCAUCCCUGGCCGUAUCCCAAAGCCAUCGGUCAGGGUAGCCAGAUAAAGGAAUAUCUAGAAACAUCCGUGUCUAAGUACAACCUCGGUCGUCAUAUUCGGUUUAGGCACAAAGUCCUGUCUAUGAACUGGUCCUCCAAAUCAGCGCAGUGGACUGUGACCGUGAGCCAUGAUGGCGUUCUUAAGGAGUUUAAGGCACGCUUUGUAAUCCUAGGAACAGGAUAUUACGACUACAACACCCCACGGCAGGCCCAUAUUCCUGGCAUUGAAAAAUUCAAAGGCCAGGUUAUCCACCCCCAGUUCUGGCCUGAAAAUUUCGACUAUGCCGGCCGAGACAAAGCUGGCAGAGUUACUAUGAUACAGAGAAGUCCUUCUUACAUAUUAACAGUGCCCGACGAUGAUACCCGUCCGGCGUGGAUGCACCCAUUCCUACGAGUGUGGAACACGCUCUUCUCUUGGUUCGUUAUACUAUUCUGCAAGUAUUUCCCUAUGUACGCCAAGAGCUAUCUCAUCAACAAGGCGCUUCCACAGCUGCCAAAAUCUGUCGACAUCGAUCCUCACUUCAUGCCUCGAUAUCUACCUUGGGAACAGCGCCUCGGCUGGGCUCCCUCAGGGGAUUUUUACCAAGCUCUCCAUGAUCCGAGAACAAGUAUCGUAACCGGCGCAAUCAAGCGUGUCACGGAAAAGGCUAUUGAGAUGGAUAACGGCCAAGUAGUCGAAACCGAUGUGAUAGUUACUGCGACGGGGCUAAGAACGUUGCUCGGCGGGCAUAUUGAUAUCGGAGUGGAUGGCGAAAAGAUAGAGUGGGGAGGCAGAUUCAUAUGGAACUUCUCGAUGAUCCAGGACAUUCCCAACAUGAUGCUCGUGAUGGCAUAUGUCAAUAUCCCAUGGACUAUAAACGCCGACUUAGUUACUACCCGCUUUUUCCGAGUCUUGAAGCACAUGCAGAAGCGUGGCGCUAGGAUUGCCGUCCCACGCGUUCCGAAGGACUCGACCAUGAAAACUGAGCCAUUCUCUCCUCUGACAUCUACCUUUUAUACCGAGGUAGAGGAUAGGAUGCCUAAAUAUGGCACAAGUGGGCCAUGGAAAAGAAAGGUCCAUGUCCCCUUUGACUACAUCAAUGCUCAUUGGGGGGAUGCUACAACUGGUUUGGAAUUCUACCCUUGACUGAUAC
Molecule: messenger RNA, 1327 nt
Organism: Daldinia decipiens
Lineage: Eukaryota; Fungi; Ascomycota; Sordariomycetes; Xylariales; Hypoxylaceae
Product: FAD/NAD(P)-binding domain-containing protein
Exons: 4
Coding region: 1-1320 (439 amino acids)
Molecular function (GO): NADP binding; flavin adenine dinucleotide binding; N,N-dimethylaniline monooxygenase activity
Source: RefSeq, a predicted model, not a curated record